AUGGCCGGGUAUCCCACACCGCUCCUCCUGCUCGGUCUGGGGCUCUGCUGCCCUGGGAUCUGGGGCCAGAGGUACACGAUGACAGCCAGGUUUCACGGCAGCAACAUCACGCACCUCCAGGUGGGACAGCGGCUGGAGCUGGAGUGUGUGUCCAGCAAGGAGGACAGCGGCAUAUUCUGGGUCCGCCAGGACAAGGAUGGGACCCUUCACUUCAUUGUCUUCAUCUCUUCCCUGUCCCGGGCCACCUUCGAAGGGAAUGAGAAGACAUCCACACGCUUCGAGGCGAGGAAACACAGCAGGUUCUACCGGCUGGUAGUGAAGUCCUUCACGCUGCAGGAUGAGGGGAACUAUUUCUGCCUCAUGAACAGCAACCAAGUGCUGUACUUCAGCCUCGGCCAGCCUGCCUUCUUCCCAGUCACCACCACAGCAGCACCCACCACCCAGUGUGGCAUCACCGAAAAGGACCCCUGCCUGAAGACCCUGGAUGCAGAGACCACCACGGAGAAAGAGCUGAAUUUUUUAUGUGACAUCUUCAUCUGGGUUCCCUUGGCAGGUGCCUGCCUCCUGCUCCUCAUCGCCCUGUCCGUCACCAUCAUGCUGUGUCAACAAACCAGGAGACGAAGAUGCAGAUGUAAAAGAUCUGCAAAUGGGAAGCCCAAUGUGAAACCCAGCAUCCCAGGCCAACACGUAUAA
Messenger RNA from Phaethon lepturus (White-tailed tropicbird), 693 nucleotides. It is a transcript of the gene CD8A, whose product is annotated as CD8a molecule. Bases 1 to 693 code for a protein of 230 amino acids. Lineage: Eukaryota; Metazoa; Chordata; Aves; Phaethontiformes; Phaethontidae. The record is from RefSeq and is a predicted model, not a curated record. The transcript has 6 exons.